GCGACGGAGAAAUAUCCACACGGCUAAUCUCCUCCCGCCCCGCCACUUCGCCGCUCGCUUACUCCCCGCGACCCGCCGCCUGCUCGGCUGCUCCCCGACCAUGAUCACCGCCGCAGGCGCGGCAACUGCCUUCCCGUUCGUCUCCUCCUUCCACCGCCCGCGCCUGCGUCCCUGCCCGCGCCGCGCCGCGGCCUUCCUUCCGGCCCGCGCCGGCGGCUCGUCCCCGUCCUGGGAGGAGCGCGAGGAGGCGCGGUGGCUCCGCGAGGAGCAGCGCUGGCAGCGGGAGGAGCAGCGCUGGCUACGCGAGGAGUCCCGCUGGCGCGCCGAGCGCGAGGCCCUGCUCGCCGAGGUCGCCGCGCUGCGGCUCCGCCUCCGCGCGCUCGAGGGGACUCACCCCCACCUCGCGGACGCCGUCGACGCCGUGGCCACGCCCGCGCCCCCGGCCGCGGUGCCCGCGCCGCAGCCCAGGCCGGCGCUCGUCGAGGAGGUCGAGGUCGAGGUGAGGAAGGAGGUAGUGGUGGUCGAGGAGAAGAAGGCGGCGGCCAAGGCCGAGGCGGGGAGCGGCGCCGGCGCCGGCAAGAGCAGGAGGACGCUGAGGACGGGGGCCGAGGGCGAGGACGUGCGCGCGAUGCAGGAAGCUCUGCAAAAGCUCGGUUUUUACUCGGGCGAGGAAGACAUGGAGUACUCCAGCUUCUCAUCUGGCACGGAGCGAGCUGUCAGGACAUGGCAGGCAACGGUAGGGACUUCAGAGGACGGAGUGAUGACUUCGGAGCUACUUGAGAGGCUAUUCUCAGGCAAGACUGGGGACGAUGGGAAAACUAAAGAUGGCACAAACGGAGCAGCUGUUCCUACUGUAACAGGAAUCGCGGAGGUUAGACAGACUGUGGUUACUGGAAAUGGUGUCUCAGGGGUAGGGGUUUCGGAGAACAGAGUGUUUCUUCUUGGUGAAAACAGGUGGGAGGACCCAUCCAGGCUGACACAGAAGAAAAAACCAGGCAGCACCGAUACUGCUGCGUCAGCUAAGACAUGCAUCUCCUGUAGAGGUGAAGGCCGCCUCAUGUGCUUAGAAUGUGAUGGGACAGGAGAGCCAAACAUCGAACCACAGUUUCUGGAGUGGGUUGGUGAAGAUACGAAGUGCCCAUACUGUGAAGGCCUUGGCUCCAUUUUAUGUGAUGUUUGUGAUGGGAAGAAAGUAAUGGCAAAUUAAGUGACUUAGAGGGACAUUGUGCCUUGUUUGUGUGCAUGCAUAACCGCGUGUGUAUAUACUACCAAUUGAGGACUGCAUUCACACGGCCAGUUUGGAUGACCUGUCAUCCUACAAAAAGCUGAGGCAUAGCGACAUUGUAAUACUGUUUCUUGUACAAUAGGAGAUAGAAACAUAUUGACAAGUAAGGCAAUUGCUUUCUCAAAUCAGGCUUCUAAAAUUAACAUGCCCGUUAAUAUUUCACU
Panicum hallii is the source of this 1449-nucleotide messenger RNA. RefSeq names its product protein disulfide isomerase pTAC5, chloroplastic. NCBI's taxonomy places the organism in Eukaryota, Viridiplantae, Streptophyta, Magnoliopsida, Poales, Poaceae. The record is from RefSeq and is a predicted model, not a curated record. The coding region runs from base 101 to 1207 and encodes 368 amino acids. The transcript has 6 exons.